AUGGCUAGUGUCAAACUACUCGUCGAGGCAGGAGCUCGCGCUAACUCUACUGAUCAAAUUGGAGCAACGCCAAUAUCAUAUGCUCUUGCUAGCGGACACCAAGCUGUAGCCAGAUUAUUGACGAAGGGGGCGGGUAUGGACUCGGUGGAGAUUAUUCGCGACAAACUACUGGUGUCUGCUGUAGACAACGGCCACGCAGCUAUAGUUGAACGCUUGCUGGACAACAGCGCCUCCACGGAGGGAAUCAAUGAUUCUGGUCAGACUCCAUUGCCUCAAGCUUCUAAACGAGGAGAUGAAACUCUUGUGCGACUAUUGCUUGAUAAAGGCGCUGCCACCGAGGCGGCUGAUUUUAUUGGCCGAACACCGUUGGCAUAUGCCUGCACCAGAGGGCAGGAGGCUAUUGUGCAAAUUUUGCUUGAUAAAGAAGCUGCUGUCGAUACAACUGAUACAUUAUUAUAUGCCUCUAGAUACGGGUAUAAUGCUGUCGUGCGAGUAUUGCUUGAACCGAGGCAGUUGAUGAGCUUGGCCGAAAGCCGUUAUCAUAUGCUUCUGAACGAUGGCAUAAGGCUAUUGUGCGGAUGUUACUGGACAACAGCGCCCAGCCCCCGGCGGGGAGGGGACUAUGUAGAACCACGCACGGGGACGCAUAAGGACAAAGAGCCGUGGCAUCGACUUCGAAAGAGCCGUGGUCUUUUUCACCUAGAUUUUGUAGCCAAGCAAACGGAGGUGGUCUGGCGCUAG
This is a messenger RNA of Penicillium canescens, 741 nucleotides long. RefSeq names its product ankyrin repeat domain-containing protein. The record is from RefSeq and is a predicted model, not a curated record. The transcript has a single exon. Bases 1 to 741 code for a protein of 246 amino acids. Gene Ontology annotation, molecular function: protein binding. Lineage: Eukaryota; Fungi; Ascomycota; Eurotiomycetes; Eurotiales; Aspergillaceae.